Molecule: messenger RNA, 1635 nt
Organism: Hypoxylon trugodes
Lineage: Eukaryota; Fungi; Ascomycota; Sordariomycetes; Xylariales; Hypoxylaceae
Product: carbohydrate-binding module family 35 protein
Exons: 4
Coding region: 1-1635 (544 amino acids)
Biological process (GO): carbohydrate metabolic process
Molecular function (GO): hydrolase activity, hydrolyzing O-glycosyl compounds
Source: RefSeq, a predicted model, not a curated record
AUGAAGAGAGUUAUCGUGGCAGUGCUCAUAAUCGGGGCCACGGUAGAAGCCGCCCUCUACAAGUCAAAAGCACCACCGAUGGGGUGGAACAGCUACAAUUACUAUGGCUGCAAUCCAACCGAACAGAUCAUGAAAACCAACGCCCAGGGGCUUGUAGACUUGGGUCUGGCUGAUUUAGGUUAUACGUAUGUCACGACGGAUUGUGGAUGGAUGGCAAGAGAUAGAGAUUCUGAAAGUCGUUUGCAAUGGAACACAACCCUCUUCCCAUCUGGGGGCAAAGCUCUAGGAGAAUAUAUCCAUAGCUUAGGCUUGAAAUUCGGGCUCUAUUCCGGCGCAGGUUACUAUCAAUGUGGUUCAACGGAUCUACCAGCAUCUCUUGGAUUUGAAGAGAUAGAUGCGGAAUCAUUUUCUGAAUGGGAAGGGGACUCCUUGAAAUAUGAUAACUGCUAUUCCUCAUCCAAAACCCAGAUGGCCGACUAUGUCUCGCCAGCAUCCACUUCACCAGAGCGUCAUGAGAAGAUGGCUUUUGUUUUGAAUGGUGUAGAUCGAGAUAUCGCCUAUUUCAUAUGCCAAUGGGGUAUUGGCGAGGAUCUAGGCGACUGGGCACCACCAAUCGGUAACGUCUACAGGAUUAGCAACGACAUAUAUAACUCUUGGAGGAGCAUAUGGCGGAUCACAAAUCAAGCCGUGCCAUUCCACAAGACUACUACCGUUGGUGCGUAUCCCGACUUGGAUAUGUUAAUCAUCGGACUUAACGCCCUAUCACUCCAAGAAGAGAAAUUUCACUUUAGCAUGUGGGCAAUCAACAAAUCACCCCUUAACAUUGGAGCACCAAUCGACGCGAAACUCACACCAGCGGCCUCCCUCGACGUCCUUCGAAACGAGGAAGUUAUAGCAGUUAACCAAGAUCCCCUAGGCAAGCAAGCACGCCUCAUCAGACGGUACACCGAAGAAGAAUGGGAUCUCUGGGCCGGAGAGCUCUCCGGAUCAAGAAAAGUAGUCGGUAUCGCGAACUGGAAAAACGACUCUCAGACAGUGGAAUUUGACCUUUCUGGCGUAAACAUUUCGGAGGCAUCCGCUCGCGAUGUCUGGGCAGCGGAAGAUAUCGGUACGAUCUCAGGGGUCCAGAAGGUUGAACUCGCGGGCCAUGAGAUGAAACUAUUGGUCCUGAGUAAUAUUCUUAAGUCGACGUCUGCGCCGACUUCGACGGGGGUCUAUUACGCGGCUGCGAAUGCUACAUUGUCAGGAGGCUCUGCGGUGACUACUUGCAAUAACUCCGAGUGCGCGCCCGCGGGUAGUAAAGUUAGUAUCGCUAGCAAAAGCGCAAAAGCGUCUUUUGAUUCCGUGAUUGUGAAAUCUGAGGGGACGAAGCUAGUUGGUGUCGAUUUCAUUAAUCACGAUAUCGCGCUUGACAGCGCUUGGGACUGGGGGUCAAAUACGCGGAACAUGACCAUCGCAGUGAAUGGUGGGACGCCAAAGAGGUGGGCGUUUCCCAUUUCGGGAGGUGACUGGUAUGAGUCUGAUAGGCUGCUCAUUGAGCUUGAUAGAUUCGUCGCAGGUUCAAAUCAGCUCGUCUUCGCUACGAGCGGGGACUCAUAUGCGCCAGAUCUUGUCGGUUUCGAGAUAUUCGAGUAA